Molecule: messenger RNA, 2775 nt
Organism: Leptinotarsa decemlineata (Colorado potato beetle)
Lineage: Eukaryota; Metazoa; Arthropoda; Insecta; Coleoptera; Chrysomelidae
Biological process (GO): G protein-coupled receptor signaling pathway
Cellular component (GO): membrane
Molecular function (GO): G protein-coupled receptor activity
Source: RefSeq, a predicted model, not a curated record
AUUUAACAUAAAAUUAAUGCUUGCUACAAACUAUGCUACAUGAUAUUCGAACAGUUUUUUCUUUUUAGAUCAUAUAAAUUAAAGCUAAUUUUAAAAAACGAUUUUACAGUUAAUUUACAUUCAGAUUGUCUAAUACCUCUUUUUCGAAUUCCUCAGACUCAAGGCGGACUACUUCAAUUUCGUUGAACACACUAUCAAAGGAAAUCCAAGCCUGCUUCGUAUUGGAAUCCCCGCGGUGACUAACAAACUUUUCCGCUGCCUGCCAAAAGUUGCAAUGGAAAAACGUGACAACCGAGACUGGGAAUUCAUUCUAUUAAUUAUAUUGAAUAUAAACGCGUCCGCAAACGUCGUGUAAUCACUAUCCUUUGCGGGGAGAUACACUUCGUUUUAUCAAAUGCCGAUUGCAUCAUUAUCAACUUGUGUGUUUCCUGUGGUAUUUCAGUCUAGUAACCAGACUGAGUGCGAACUGUAACCGGUGAUUGAAGUGAUCUGUAAUUUCUAAUUGUUCAUGGCCGAAUAGUUGUUCAUCGGCCUUCGUUUCGGCAAGGUGCCAGUGAAAAAGACGGACCAAUGAACUCUCAUAACCGAGUUGUGGCCGAUUGAUUUAAAAGUAACACUGAGAAAACUCACAAAAAUGAAGUGUGUUUGGUGUUGUUUCCAGACAGUUAUGAUUCUAGUGGUCUGUCAUGCGAGUUCUGGGCAAGAAAAAGAAACAGUGAGUGACGUACAAGUGAGACUGCCUAAGUGUUGUGAGAUCAACGAAACUUUUGACGUAGAUAAUAAAACUUGUUCUCGAACAACAGAAACAGUGAACUAUGAACAUUUUUAUUUCGACACUAACCAGACCCAUAUUGGAGUAAAUCGAACCAAAUUUACUCCAACAUUUUUCAAACGAAGUUGGUUCUGCCCGAAGGGAGGUACAACUGAUUUAUUUUUCAGGUUUGUCGACAAAUUUGAGCAUAUUCUUGGAAUCACCUCCAACGCUUCCCUCAUUGAACACUCCAAUGGCAAGCCAGUGCUUCCCUUCAUUUCUUCUGAAGAAUACUGUGCAUCUGAAUCUAAUGGGAAAAUAGCUUUUUUUGUAUGCUUAUCUGGGGAGAAUGUGAACACUGCCGAAGUGAUUUUCGUUUAUCUUCCUUUUCUCAUUUUAUCCACAGUGUGUUACUUUUGCUCUGCUAUGAUUUACUGGUUCAUACUUAAGGUGAAAGAAAUACACAAGAAGUGCUUCAUUGGAUAUGCACUUUCUAUGGGUGUCACAUUUUCAUUUUUGGUGACUUUUCAAACAAUGAACGGAGAUACAGGAUGCGAGGCUGUAGGUGGAUUAUUUUCCUUCUCGAUUAUAACGGCAUUUAGCUGGCUAACAUGCCAAUGCUUUGAGAUUAUGAUCAUGGUGAGGAGAUUCAGAGAAGAAUCUAAUGAUGACCGGUUUCGUUUUUACAUAGCUGCUACAUUGAUAAUACCCAUACUAAUUUUGCUGAUAUCUCUCAUACCCACGGGAGAGCCAGAUCUCCCAGAUCCAUUUAUAAAAUCAAAUGGAAAUCAGAUGUGCAAUUUUGAGGGUGCAAACGUGCUAUUCUUCUUCAUAGUAGUUGGAACUUUAUUGAUAUGUUGUCUCCUUUUUUUGAUGUACAACUUUUACCAAGUGAAUCGAAACGAAACAAAAUUUCGGAACAACUUCAACUGGUUAGAAAAAAGAAGCCAAUUUAUGUACAUAUCUCGUUCCUGCUUUUUAAUUUGGUUGACAUCGACCAUCUGGAUAGUGGAUAUAAUUAUAAGAGAAACAGGUUGGUUUUUUGGAAAUCCUGAUGUUUGCGACGUCAUAGAAUCUCUCCAAGGAAUAUUCACAGUGGCGAUUUUCGUAACGAACAGAUAUACGAGAAAAGAAAUUUGGGCGAAACUCACCAGUGAUUCCAGCGCCACAUCCGAACAUCGCAAGCGCCUUGGAACUUUCAACUGGAUUAUGAGUCAUUUGUCUUUGAAAAAUAAAAGUUCUCCUGAGAAUCCAGAGGAAGAACGUGUCAGUGUGGAUAAAUGAAUGUCAAAAGUUUUAGGAUUUGAAUGAAUAUUAUUUGGUACUCAAUUUGAACCAAACAUAAAAGAUACUUUUCUGUCCUUGGUUCUUCUCAUGCAGGAUAUCGUCGAUGACGUAGAAGAUCGGAGAUAUAGGUUUUUCCUAUAAAGGAGUUUUUGAAAGACAUUCGAAAUAAUUUAUUGUUUUUUCAAUUCAUGCAGAUUUUCAUGUGUUAGCAUGUGCUUCAUCCCAUCUUUUCAUGUCGCACUUUCCGGUAUUAUUUUCCUUGAUAUACCCGCCACUACCUAUAAAUAUUAUCACACAAUAUCUGCAUGAGUAUCAAGUAAAUAAUUUUGUUUUUCUUUCGUUAUUACACAGACUGAAUCAUGAAAAGAAUGAUUUCUGGGGAUGAUUAGCAUAUUUUUCAAAAAGAAGUUCAUAAAAGUGUGUAAGCCCUAAGUUGCUCCAUUUUCAGAAAAAGUUCAAAUUUCAGUUGAUACAAUAACCGAAAAUUUUCAAGUGAUAAGUCAGAAAAGAAAGAAAUAAAAUAUCAUAAAUACAAAACACUUAAUUAGUCAUUAGUUAUUUCUAAAAUAAUAUGAAAAAAACUUGUCAAAUUUUGCAAUAGUUUCCAGUAUAUUGUAUAAUAAUGUCAUUAGGAGCAACUUUUUGCCAUGUCAGCUGGAUUCAAGUAGAAUAUUUGAAUAAAUUGAAAAGGUAAUAUUUUUAGGAGUAACUAAUUUUUGGAAAAGAAAGUUUUUGGC